Peronospora belbahrii is the source of this 498-nucleotide messenger RNA. The record is from the annotation of a GenBank genome assembly. NCBI's taxonomy places the organism in Eukaryota, Oomycota, Peronosporomycetes, Peronosporales, Peronosporaceae.
AUGUGGGCACACGCAUUGGCUUGGAGUACUAGGCACGUUGAGGCUUUAUUUGUUAAUCUGCAACAACUGAGUCGGCAAAUGAUUACCAAUGAAGCGUGUCGUAAGGCGUUUUUCAGUGACGGCUUCGAAAUGCUUGAUUUGAAUUAUGUUUCUAUCGAUGCGUCCGACGUUUGCGUUCGUGGUGUGAAAGGCGAGUAUCUUUGCGCGGACGACAUGGGUACUUCAUUGAUCAAGACAAAGUCCAACAACAGCAGCGAUGACCACAAAGACAUGGGUGAUGUCAAAGACAUGGGUGAUGUCAAAGACAUUGAUGAUGACAACGACAGCUAUGAUUACAAAGACAGCUAUAAUGAUGUCAAAAACAGCGGUGAUGCGGAAAACAAGUAUGAUGGCAAAGACAGCGGAGAUGUUCUGAUGGGUUGGGUUAGCGGCAAUUUAAACGGCGACUGUCGCGACCGGGUUUGCCCACCAUUUACGCGCGUGUGUCGUCCGCGGUAG